Molecule: messenger RNA, 3042 nt
Organism: Spodoptera frugiperda (fall armyworm)
Lineage: Eukaryota; Metazoa; Arthropoda; Insecta; Lepidoptera; Noctuidae
Product: collagen alpha-1(I) chain-like
Exons: 5
Coding region: 9-2447 (812 amino acids)
Source: RefSeq, a predicted model, not a curated record
UAAGUACAAUGAUAUUGACGCGGUGUUGUCGUUGCACCACCGUAUAUAAAGGGCUAGACUUAAGUAGCAGGGACAUAAGACUCUGGUACUUAAGAACUCGGGCUGCGAUGGCGGUAACCUACCCGAUUUUCCUGAUCGUUCUGGUCGGUCUAGCGAGCUUGACCUCGUUAAGAUGCGUGUACGCCUUCCCACAAGAAAAGAUCGCAGAAGAAGGAAAGUCACGAGGCAUUCCUGAGGAACCGGGACAGAAUUCCACAAACACCUGCCCACCAAGUGGAGAAGAGACGGCACCAGUCAAUAAUACUAAUCAAUCACAGAACGAGUCCAUGGACUGUAAUUGUCAAGGAAACGAAGAUCUAGAUAAUAACACCAAUUCUUCUCCAGAUAACCAUAAACCAGGUGAUAAAGGCUCACAAGGUGACAAAGGCUCACCCGGUGACAAAGGCUCACCCGGUGACAAAGGCUCACCCGGUGACAAAGGCUCACCAGGUGACAAAGGCUCACCCGGUGACAAAGGCUCCAAUGGUGGUGAAGGCUCACCAGGUGACAAAGGCUGCAAUGGUGGUGAAGGCUCACCAGGUGACAAAGGCUCACCCGGUGACAAAGGCUCACCCGGUGACAAAGGCUCCAAUGGUGGUGAAGGCUCACCAGGUGACAAAGGCUGCAAAGGUGGUGAAGGCUCACCAGGUGACAAAGGCUCACCCGGUGACAAAGGCUCACCCGGUGACAAAGGCUCCAAUGGUGGUGAAGGCUCACCCGGUGACAAAGGCUCACCCGGUGACAAAGGCUCCAAUGGUGGUGAAGGCUCACCCGGUGACAAAGGCUCACCCGGUGACAAAGGCUCACCCGGUGACAAAGGCUCACCAGGUGACAAAGGCUCCAAUGGUGGUGUAGGCUGCAAUGGUGGUGACGGCUCCAAUGGUGGUGAAGGCUCCAAUGGUGGUGAAGGCUCCAAUGGUGGUGAAGGCUCCAAAGGUGGUGAAGGCUCAACUGGUGGUGAAGGCUCCACUGGUGGUGAAGACUCCAAUGGUGGUGAAGGCUCCAAUGGUGGUGAAGGCUCUACUGGUGGUGAAGGCUCCACUGGUGGUGAAGGCUCCACUGGUGGUGAAGGCUCCAAUGGUGGUGAAGGCUCCAAUGGUGGUGAAGGCUCCACUGGUGGUGAAGGCUCCAAUGGUGGUGAAGGCUCCACUGGUGGUGAAGGCUCCACUGGUUGUGAAAACUCCACUGGUGGUGAAGGCUCCAAUGGUGGUGAAGGCUCCAAUGGUGGUGAAGGCUCCAAUGGUGACAAAGGCUCCAAUGGUGGUGAAGGCUCACAAGGUGACAAAGGCUCACCCGGUGACAAAGGCUCCAAUGGUGGUGAAGGCUCACAAGGUGACAAAGGCUCACCCGGUGACAAAGGCUGCAAUGGUGGUGAAGGCUCACCAGGUGACAAAGGCUCACCCGGUGACAAAGGCUCACCCGGUGACAAAGGCUCACCCGGUGACAAAGGCUCACCAGGUGACAAAGGCUCACCAGGUGACAAAGGCUCACCAGGUGACAAAGGCUGCAAUGGUGGUGAAGGCUCACCAGGUGACAAAGGCUCACCCGGUGACAAAGGCUCACCAGGUGACAAAGGCUCACCCGGUGACAAAGGCUCACCAGGUGACAAAGGCUCACCCGGUGACAAAGGCUCACCCGGUGACAAAGGCUCACCCGGUGAUAAAGGCUCACCAGGUGACAAAGGCUGCAAAGGUGACAAAGGCUCACCCGGUGACAAAGGCUCCAAUGGUGGUGAAGGCUCACCCGGUGACAAAGGCUCCAAUGGUGGUGAAGGCUCACCAGGUGACAAAGGCUCACCCGGUGACAAAGGCUCCAGUGGUGGUGAAGGCUCCAGUGGUUGUGAAGGCUCCAGUGGUAGUGAAGACAAACCUAUUCCUAUUGACUUUAUUCCAAAUGAUUCCGAACGUAGAUCAAAUGAAGAAGACUUAACUGGUAAAGGAUUACGUGAACCUGUUCCCGAAAACCACGAAAGUCGACCAGAAGAUGAAUGCAACAUAGAGCCAGAUGAGUCUAGCCCUCCUUCAAAUCCUCCUCCUUCAAAUGGCACUCAAUCUUCAGAAAACACCAAUUCUACUGCAGGUCCUGAACUUCCACCAGAUUGUGAAGUCAAUCAGGAGUCUUCAGACUCCGAAAAAAAUGAAACCAUAAAACCCCUCUUCCCACCCUGUAGACCUGAAGAAAACCACAAACCUAUCAAAUCCACGGAGGAGCACAGUCCUCCUCAAAAUGGUUCCGGACCUCUAUCAGGCGAUAAAGAUUGCACUGGUGAUAAUAAUUCUGGAAACCCCGACCCUCAACCAAAUAAUAAUGGCAAUGGUCCGCCAGAGAAUGUACCUCCUUCUUCAAAUAAUAAUACCGGUCCCCCCGAUACUCAACACCCUGACUGUACUUGCGAUCUUCCCAAGUAGUAAAAAUAUCGACUUAAAUUUUAAAAGUAUGAGCGUACUCAUCCUUGGUAACGUCUGCCCCAAUUUGUUUUUGUUUAUAGUUUAGUAGAUAUUUUUGUCAAUGUAAUCUAAAAAUAUUGACUAGUAAAGAGUAAAGAAGCAAUAAUAAUUUACUAAUACUUUUAAGUGUGUGAGAACCAUGCUUCGGCACGAACGGGCCGGUUCGACCGGAGUGAUACCACGGCCUCACAGAUAAUCGACGUGAAACAACGCUUGUGUUCUGUUUCGUUGUUGAGUGAGGUAACCGGAGGCCCAAUCACCCCCUAUUCCCAAUCUUCCUAAACCUCGAUUCCCCAAAUAAACCUUUAAAUUCCUAACCCCCAAAAGGCCGGCAACGCACUUGUAACGCCUCUGGUGUUUCACGUGUCCAUGGGCGGCGGCGAUUGCUUACCAUCAGAUGAUCCGUCUGUUCGUUUACCGGCUUGUAUAAUUAAGAAAAUUACUAACAACAUAAUUAAUUUAUUCCUUUUUUUCCAUUAUCAAUUGAGUCUAUUUGGACACUGUAAAGUAAGUGAAAAUAAAUGUUUUAUAAGAAUAAUUAAAUAAGGUUCAAUUA